Molecule: messenger RNA, 345 nt
Organism: Ambispora gerdemannii
Lineage: Eukaryota; Fungi; Glomeromycota; Glomeromycetes; Archaeosporales; Ambisporaceae
Source: the annotation of a GenBank genome assembly
AUGCAAAAAUGUUACAGUGUUGAAAUUGGCGACGCAGCACCAGGCCAAGGAAGGACGCGUUCGCCGUUCUAUCCUAAGCUCGACGUGAAAACCGUGAAAACAUGGGAGACCAAAAAGUCGGCAAUGGGGUACCGUAAAAUACUAAACAUUAUCGAGGAGGAAAAAGAAGUUAUCAAAACGGUAAACGGUGUUGGAACUAAAAAGUGGAAGUAUUUUCAAUUGUCCGAGUAUCAUUGGUAUAACUACGAAGAGGUUGGUGAGAUAACGAAGAAUACUGGUGUUGGGUUUAUUAAACUUGGAUUGAAAAGAGAUUCGAAAGUUACUGUAUAUGCUGCUACGAGAUGA